AUGGAGGCCGGCCAGUCCCAUGGAUCAGCCGCGCCCUCCAGCUGCAGGUCGAGUCUUCGCCGUGCUGCUGCGCUCACACUGCUGGUAGCGGCAUGGCCACAGACCAGCCUCCAGUUCUGCGUGCCAGGCACCUGGUCAGCUCAAAGAUCCCGAUCUCAGUUGCUGCAAACGCAGAGGAGGGCGAGGCGUCGUCGCGGUCGGCCAACGCGAUUUCGUGGGGUGUUUGAAGCGCUCCCAGAGCCCGAGGACCCGCCGUUUCCGCCGGGCAUAGAUGAUCCAUUGCCCUGGCCGGAGGAAACUGCCGAGAUCAUGAUCGAUGCUCACAGCGUGAUUCCCUGGUACUGGUCUGAGACUGCCAAGAUUGAGGAGGACCUCAACUUGCGCCACGACAUGUUUACGUUUUGGCCCGCCCGGAUUGCCAAAGCAGGGCAGGCCCUGCUUUCGCGCUUUGGGAUCUCGAGGCCGCCCUCUGCUUGGAGUCCGAUCAUUGUGGUAUUCGACCUUCCGGAUGCCGCCAAAACGAUUAACGGUCAUCAGGUCAAAAGAUAUCGCCGCAUCGCACGACAAGGGCCGGUGCGGUUCAACAACGUCACCUUAGCGUUCUCUCAGUCCUACGUUGACACGAGCGCCCGUGAACUGUAUCGCUGCGAUCGUGAGAUCAUGUACAUGCUGGAAAUGCUCAUGCGUCCAUAUCCUCGGCGGCAGAUCUUGGUCACAGAGGAUGUGCACUUGGCGAGGUGCACGAAGCUUCCAGGUCCAUGUUGA
Messenger RNA from Symbiodinium natans, 765 nucleotides. The record is from the annotation of a GenBank genome assembly. NCBI's taxonomy places the organism in Eukaryota, Dinophyceae, Suessiales, Symbiodiniaceae.